UGUAUCUCCAACCUCAUUAAAAGGUAUUUCCUAUCUCCAAGAAAUACAAUGGCUUCAACAAAUAAGUACCAAUGCAUCUGCUUUAGUGUGCUAUUCAUUUUGGGAGUUUUGGCUUCUCAAGUGAAUUCGCGCUCUCUCCAGGAUGCAUCCAUUGCUGAGAAGCAUAAGCAAUGGAUGGCUCGUUAUGGACGUGUAUACAAGGAUCUUGAAGAGGAGGGGCAACGGUUGGAGAUAUUCAAGGACAAUGUGGAGUAUAUAGAAUCUUCCAACAAAGCCGCAACCAAGCCUUACAAACUUGGGGUUAAUCAAUUUGCAGAUCUUACGAAUGAAGAGUUCAAACUACACAACACAUACAAGAGCCAUAGGUUCUCAACUGCAUCAUCUUCCUUUAAAUAUGAAAAUGUGACUGAUGUGCCAUCUUCUCUGGAUUGGAGGACGAAAGGGGCUGUAACACCUAUUAAAGACCAAGGCCAAUGUGGAUGUUGCUGGGCAUUUUCUGCUGUGGCAUCCGUGGAAGGAAUAACUGAGAUAACAACCGGUACAUUAAUCUCUUUGUCUGAGCAAGAGCUAGUCGAUUGUGACACUAGUGGUCAAGAUCAAGGCUGCAAUGGUGGUCUCACGGACAGUGCCUUCCAAUUUAUUAUACAGAAUCAAGGCCUCACCACUGAAGCAAACUACCCUUACCAGGGAACUCAAGGCACUUGCAACCAAAAUGCAGCUGCUAAUUCUGCAGCCACGAUAACUGGCUACGAAGAUGUUCCCGCCAAUAGUGAGAGUUCUUUGUUGAAGGCUGUUGCAAACCAACCUGUCUCUGUGGCCAUAGAUGGGGGGGAUCCUGACUUCCAGUUCUAUUCAGGCGGUGUUUUUACAGGAGAAUGUGGCACCCAACUUGACCAUGGUGUUGCAGCUAUUGGUUAUGGAACCACAGACGACGGGACCAAGUAUUGGAUAAUCAAGAACUCAUGGGGCACAACAUGGGGCGAACAAGGGUACAUGCGCAUACAGAGAGACGUUGCUGCAAAGGAAGGCCUUUGUGGUCUUGCAAUGGAACCUUCAUAUCCUACCGCAUGAAGUUGAAUAUUAAAAUAAGCGACAGAUUAUGUAAAAUAUUAAAGCCAUAUUAUACUGUGUCUUCUCUAUCUAUCUUACUGUCAUUAUUGAUGAAAAAAGCUUGUAUAUUUAGCACAUAAUUGUGCAUUCUAUCAUCUUGUUGAUGAUUAUCCAUAAUAUAGUAAAUUUGAUUCUCA
Molecule: messenger RNA, 1247 nt
Organism: Rhododendron vialii
Lineage: Eukaryota; Viridiplantae; Streptophyta; Magnoliopsida; Ericales; Ericaceae
Product: senescence-specific cysteine protease SAG39-like
Exons: 2
Coding region: 49-1071 (340 amino acids)
Cellular component (GO): lysosome
Molecular function (GO): cysteine-type endopeptidase activity
Source: RefSeq, a predicted model, not a curated record